GAGAUCCCGGGAAAGUUCAUGUUUGAUCAUGACUGUUCCUCCAGAUUCGGAGUGAACUUCCUCAGAACACUAGCCAUGUUAUCCAAUCAUCUGCGCUCGGCGUGAUCGAGGCGACUCGGUGGAUGGCAGCUGAAGGGAGAGUCGACGGAGAGUGGUCGCGAUCCGUUUGUCGGCGGUUCGAAAUCUUCGAGCUGAUCCUCCUCCGCCCACGAUUUUUUAGACAUCCCUACAGUGACGUUUCCCGCGAUCGCCGUUCCUGUACAGCUCAUCGGUUCUCCCGCUACCGCGCCGCUCCACUCACCCGAGACGCGAGGAGAUGCACUGGACGUCCUGAAAAUCUGGAAUCAUCUCGUCAGUGAUUCGCGGUAGACCUCCUGGCACUGAUGUAUGGCCACGCGAACGAUUCCUUGAGUGCGGACGGGUGCCAUGUCCGUAUAGUUCCUGCGGACACCAUAUUCAAGAAUCGUAAAAAAAAUCCAUGGACGAGGGACUCGGACAGUGCCAGUGAUGGAGAGGAAGACCCCCGGCAACUCGUCAAAGGAGGCGUCCGCUUCCGAUUCCACCAAAGACCGACCAGCCAGAAGAUUGAUUCCAAACACGGCAUCGUCAACGGCUUCGUGGAAGAUAUCAGGGAGCAUUCGAGAAACAACCAUUUCGACAAAUUCAUCAAGAACUCCGAUGAGUACCAGGAGCUCUCGCACAUGGUGCGCUCUCUCGCACAAGCUGUAGAAGAGCAAGAGAGUUCUGCCUUCAGUUUACAAGCUACCACUGCUGAGUUUAAGGCAAAUUUCAUGAACGUACUGAACCUGAAAGCAGUGGAGAAAUCAUCGCGACAGCGCGCAUCGAAGAGUGACGUGAUACGAAAUCUAGGAAGUUUGAAAGGCUACAAGAGUUUUAUCCAGAAUCCUUCGAUAUCCCUGAGAAAGGUUGCCUGUCUUACUAAAUAUCUUCGACGGAAAGGGUACCAUGUCAGCUUCACGCCAUCUUCCAAUUUGGUAAAGAACGGUAGAAGAAGACAGUUGAGGAAGGAGAGUCUCGUGGACUCCGAUUCUCAAUCGGUACCCCACGACAACCAAGUCCCAAAAGCCGACGCACAAGAGGCUGUUUCUUCGAAUUCGGAUGCUUCUAGAUGAAACAUCGUCUACCAACAAUCUGGCCUUUCCCUGGGUCCGCUCUUUGAUGUAUGCGAAACUCUCAUGAACAGAGUCUUAGGUACCCUCAACACGGAGUUCGAGAAAGGGCUUCAUGUACACAGGUAUAUUCUUGUCAUAAAACAGGGUUCUCCCAUUUAUGGUGAAUUUCCGAAGAUGUUCCUAGCCUUGCUGAACAUAGCAAGAGUUGCUCUGACUUCAUGUGAACGAUGGAAACGGAAUGAAUGCAUUAGCGUGAAUGUGCUGUAAU
Galendromus occidentalis (western predatory mite) is the source of this 1401-nucleotide messenger RNA. RefSeq lists its product as uncharacterized. The record is from RefSeq and is a predicted model, not a curated record. NCBI's taxonomy places the organism in Eukaryota, Metazoa, Arthropoda, Arachnida, Mesostigmata, Phytoseiidae. The transcript has 5 exons. Bases 384 to 1133 code for a protein of 249 amino acids.